AUGGGCGAGAAGAAGCCAGAGCCUCUGGACUUCGUGAAGGAUUUCCAGGAGUACCUGACCCAGCAGACCCACCACGUGAACAUGAUCUCGGGGUCAGUGAGCGGGGACAAGGAGGCAGAGGCUCUUCAGGGAGCUGGGACAGAUGGCGAUCAAAAUGGACUUGACCACCCAUCUGUUGAAGUUUCCCUGGAUGAAAACUCAGGAAUAAUCAAAGGUGCGAGGUCUUCCUUAAGCAGCAAGAAAAUGUGGGGCGUUUUACAGGAGAAAACCAGCAACCUGGGCUAUAGCAGAAGAGCGCUAAUCAACUUAAGUCCACCGUCCAUGGUGGUUCAGAAGCCAGACUACCUUAACGAUUUCACCCAUGAAAUCCCCAACAUCCAGACGGACUCCUAUGAAAGUAUGGCGAAAAGCACCUCAACUGGGGGCCUACCCAGGGACCCCCAAGAACUCCUGGUCGACAACCCCCUCAAUCAGCUCUCCACUCUCGCAGGGCAGUUGUCCAGCCUGCCCCCUGAAAACCAGAACCCCGCGUCCCCCGACGUAGUGCCCUGGCCGGAUGAGAAGCCUUUCCUGCUGCAGCAGCCCUCGGCCCAGGCAGUGGUUUCUGCCGUGGCCGCAAGUAUUCCUCGGAGCGCCUCUCCCACCAGCCCCGAGCCUCGGCCGCCCCAGAGCCAGAGGAACUACAGUCCCGUGGCUGGUCCAAGCAGCGAACCCAGUGCCCACACAAGCACCCCGAGCAUAGGAAACAGCCAGCCGAGCACGCCCGCCCCGACCCUGCCGGCCCAGGACCCGCAGCUCCUGCACCACUGCCAGCACUGUGACAUGUACUUUGCCGACAACAUCCUCUACACCAUUCACAUGGGAUGUCACGGGUAUGAGAACCCUUUCCAGUGCAACAUCUGCGGAUGCAAAUGUAAAAACAAGUACGACUUCGCCUGUCACUUUGCAAGAGGGCAGCAUAACCAGCACUGACCGGAGCAGUCACAUUGCUCUGUCCUUGGUUUUGACUUUGUGCAUUUUUUAGUUUUGUGUAUUGUUGGUUUUUGUUGGUAGGGGGAGGACCCAUCCCUAAUAUGCUAAUUUAAAGUUUAUACAUUAUAUUUAUAGAAAACAAAGUUGACAAUAGAAACAAAUGUUUUCCUUUUUUUUUCCAUAAAAGUUUGGUCAGGGUCAUUUAUAUAUUAGAACAAUUAGACACAUUGGUGUCUGUUUUUUCCUUUUAUUUAGACUUUGAUGAUUGAAGUGCAAUCUUAAUCUUACAGGUAUUCAUUUAAACUCCCACAGUUAAGGUCCAUGUAGACUUCAAAGCUUGAUCCUAGUGGUGUUUCACUACAUACGCAGCUAGAUGUCAUUUCUGCCAUAUUUAAAAAUGGUAGAAUAAAUUACUUUCUCACAAA
Myotis brandtii (Brandt's bat) is the source of this 1397-nucleotide messenger RNA. Its product is annotated as zinc finger protein Pegasus. The record is from RefSeq and is a predicted model, not a curated record. The transcript has 2 exons. Lineage: Eukaryota; Metazoa; Chordata; Mammalia; Chiroptera; Vespertilionidae. Gene Ontology annotation, molecular function: DNA-binding transcription factor activity; RNA polymerase II transcription regulatory region sequence-specific DNA binding. The coding region runs from base 1 to 972 and encodes 323 amino acids. Gene Ontology annotation, cellular component: nucleus. Gene Ontology annotation, biological process: regulation of transcription by RNA polymerase II.